GUAAGUGAGUGAGCGAGCGAGCGAGGAGGACCCUCUCUCUCCUCCUCUCUCUCUCUCCUCCACACACACACAGUCCCAUACACAUUCGCAGCAGCUGUGCCGCUGUCAGUCCUGGAAUGUAAGCGCUGCCGUCAGGAGUCCGAUUCUCCGACCGCUAAGCGCCGAGACGGAGCAGCGCUCACUCAGACACACAGAUGGAUGCUAAGCAGAGCAAAACCAAAGAAACCUAAAGGACACGAGUGAAAGGAAAUACAAUGCCUGUUCUGCCAAGGCUACCUUCCAGCUUAUUUCCAUAAUUCACAAGUCAUUCCGGACAUUUCCCUGCCGAUUGGAUACCAUGAUAGGCAAUCAAGCUCUGCUCCUGUUGAUGCUCUAUUUCCUGUGGCCCAGUACUGCACUGCCUUUCAUUACUGGGAAUAUUGGGAAUCUGUUUGGGAUGCCAGAGAGUGAUGGGAAGGUUCUUCAGCGUUCCAAACGGGGAUGGAUGUGGAAUCAAUUCUUUCUGCUCGAAGAGUACACAGGAAAUGACCAUCAAUACGUUGGCAAGCUGCACUCCAACGCGGACAAAGGCGACGGCACCGUGAAGUACGUCCUGACCGGAGACGGGGCUGGCACCCUGUUUCUGAUUGACGAGAAAUCCGGAGACAUCCACGCCACCAAGCGGCUGGACCGGGAAGAGAAAGCCAUGUACACGCUUCACGCCAAGGUCCUGGACAGAAACACCAACGCAGAACUCGAACCCGACACCGAGUUCAACAUAAAGAUCCACGACAUCAACGACAACGCGCCCAGAUUUGACAAGGAGGUGUACUACGCCAGCGUCCCUGAAAUGUCUGAAGUCGGUACGUCUGUGGUCACAGUGACUGCCACUGACGCCGAUGAUCAAACAUACGGAAACAGCGCCAAGCUGGUGUAUAGCAUCCUGCAGGGGCAACCAUAUUUUUCUGUGGACUCAGAAAACGGAACCAUAAAGACAGCUCUACCUGGCAUGGACAGAGAGGUGAAGGAGCACUACCAGGUUGUGAUUCAGGCCAAAGACAUGGCAGGACAGAUGGGGGGGCUUUCAGGGACCACGACAGUCAGCAUCUCCCUCUCCGAUGUAAACGACAGUCCGCCACGCUUCGCCAACCAUUCCUUCCGAGUGACUACGGUGGAGUCUACGGAGAUAGGUGGCGCCAUCGGACGCAUCAAGGCCGACGAUCCCGAUGUGGGCCAAAGCGCCGAGAUGGAGUACAGCAUCGUUGGCGGUCACGACACAUUCAACAUCAUCACCGACCAGGCGACGCAGGAAGGAGUCAUCAUUAUUAAAAAGGCGCUGGAUUAUGAAAGUAAGAGGGACUACGAGUUCAGAGUGGAGGUGAAAAACACCUACUUAGACGCCAGGUUCAUCCACGGCGUGCAGUUCAAAGACUACGCCACGGUCAAGGUGACGGUGGAGGAUGUGGACGAGCCGCCCGUCUUCGCCCGCAACCCUUACAUCAUCGAAGUUCACGAGGACACGGCCGCCGGCAGCUUCGUCGGCGUUGUGCUGGCCAGGGAUCCUGACGCAGACAACAAGCCAGUGAAAUACUCCAUUGACCGACACACGGAUCUUGAAAGGCUGUUCAACAUCGAUUCUGUGAACGGCACCAUCACAACGCUGAAAUCCCUCGACAGAGAAAUGUCCAAAUGGCACAACAUCUCUGUGGUGGCCACCGAAAUAAACAACCCUCGGCAGACGACUCGAGUGCCCGUGUUCAUCAAGGUGUUGGACGUCAACGACAACGCUCCCGAGUUCGCCAUGUCCUACGACACCUUCGUCUGUGAAAACGUCAAGGCAGGACAGCUGAUUCAGACAAUAAGCGCUGUUGACACAGAUGAACCGCUUGUCGGGCACAAGUUUGUCUUCAGCAUAAGCGCCACCAACCCAAACUUCACCAUCGUUGACAAGGAAGACAACACUGCCAACAUCCUGACGAGGAGGGGCGGGUUCAGCCGGCGUGAGAUGAGCAUGUACUUCCUCCCCGUGGUGAUCUCAGACAACGACUACCCCAUCCAGAGCAGCACCAGCACGCUGGUGGUGCGCGUGUGCGCCUGCGACAGUCGCGGCAACAUGCAGUCCUGCAGCCCGGAGGUGCUGCCCUUCUCGGACGGCCUCACCACCGGAGCGCUGGUGGCCAUCCUGCUCUGCGUGAUCAUCCUGCUCAUGAUCGUGGUGCUGUUCGCUGCCCUGAGGAGACAGAGGAAGAAGGAGCCUCUGAUCAUCUCCAAAGAGGAUGUCAGAGACAACGUUGUCAGCUACAACGACGAGGGCGGAGGAGAGGAGGACACUCAGGCCUUUGAUAUCGGCACGCUGCGCAACCCGGAGGUGAUGGAUGCUAACAAGCUUCGCAGGGACAUCAUACCCGAAAUGCUGUUUCCCUUUCGGAGGACAUCACCGAUAAAGGAUAACACGGAUGUGAGAGACUUCAUAAACGGGCGGCUGCAGGAGAACGACGCCGACCCCACGGCGCCCCCUUACGACUCCCUGGCGACCUACGCGUACGAGGGAACCGGGUCCCUGGCGGAGUCCCUGAGCUCACUGGAGUCUGCCGCCACCGAGGGGGACCACGACUACGAUUACCUCAGCAACUGGGGACCACAGUUCAAGAAGCUGGCGGAGAUGUACAUAGGGAGAAGCCCCGACAGAGAGACCUAAACGAAGCCAUCCGUCUCUCUACGAUCCAAACUCCUUUUCAAUGUCCUUUCGGCUAACUAGCUAGCCAGACACAUGUUUGUCUAGUUAGUUAACUAGCCUGUCUGUCUUAAUAUCUAUCAAGCUAUCUGUUUGUCUAGUUUGCUAGCUAGCUUGAUAGUCAACUGGUUGUCUGUUUGCUCCACCUACAAAUGUGUGUGAAAAUGCACAAACUCAUGCGCACUAUAUUAAACCCUCAUGAGGAAGAUUACAUGGAAACGGGAAAGCUGUGUUCGAAAUGUUCACUCACAAAAUUACUACACGACAAAUUGUCCCAGUAAUUAUCGCGAUAAACGGUAAUGUUGUUGUCUGAUGCCAUUUUAAAGUAAUAUAGUAUGUCAUCAACUUCCUAAAAGUACAUUUUGCCAAUUGUGAUGUGGGAACAGGAAAGCUAUGUUUGAAAUGUUAUCGCGAUAAACAAUAAUAAUGUUGUUGUUUGAUACCGUUUUAAAGUAACGUAUAUUGUCAGCUUCCUACAAUUCACUGUUGGCCAAAAGUAACAUGGAAACAUUAAAUCUAUGUUUGAGAUAUUCACUCACAACAUUUUAUAAAGACAAUACUUUGUCUCUAAUUAUCGCGAUAAAUGACUUAAGAGGUUUUGAAACCAUUUUCAAAAAAUUUAUAAUCAGUUUCAUAAAAGUCAUUUUUGGCCAAAAAUGACGUGGAAACAGAAAAGCUAUGUUUGAAAUAAUCACUCAUAAAAUUUUUCUAGACGAUAUAUUAUCUCCAAUUAUCACGAUUAUGUUAACAUUGUUGUUUUAGAUCAUUUUCAAGUAAUUUAUACCGUCAGCUUCCUAAACAUCAUCUUUGGCCAAAAGUGACCUGGAAACAGGUAAGCUAUAUUGUAAAUCUUCACUCACAAAAUUUUAACAAUAAAUUGCCUCAGUAAUUAUCAUGAUAAACACCAAUGUUUUUUAGACCAUUUAUAAAGUAAUAUAUCAUUUUCCUGAAAGUCAUUUUUUCUCAGAAGUGAUUUUUAUUGUUUAGAACAUGGUUUGGAAAAAUCACUUUUGAGCCAUUAUUUUAGGGAGGUGACAAUAUUCUUUAUAGCACAAUAAUUUAAGCUCAGUAACAAACAAUAACAAACAAUUGUUUCCAAAUCAGUUUCUUUCUAUAAAAGUCUUAUGAAACUUUAGCUAAAACUGCAGCUGGUAAGUUUUGUUUGUUAUUCACUCAAUAGGUAGAAAAUCCAGAAAUUUAACUCUUCAUAAAAUCACUCAAGUAAAACGUAACUUUUCUCAACAAAAUUACCAAAGUGAAAGUAACUAGUUCCCUUUUCCUUUACCCAGUAACGUUUAAAGCCAAAACAAAACGCCGAUAUUUGUAAACGAUUGGACAAUUCGAACACAGAGCGAGACUUGAAGCGAGUUUUCUAUAAGCAGAUCCAAUAUAAAUCUCAGUCUUUUGCUUUUUUUUUUGGUCAUAAUCAGUAAAGAUGCCUUUAAAUUUUAGGACUUUUGUGAACAAUGGUGUGAAUAAUGUGUUUUGUAAUCAACAUGAACGAUAGUAGUAUUGUAUACUAUCAAUGUUAAAUGGUGCCGGCUCGGUUUGGGUGGGAAACGGGGGAAGGAGUCUGACGGCUUUUCCAGCCAACUCCAUUAAAUACUGUAAAUGUACAAAGUGUUUUUAAUGAUGGACAUCGUAUAAACUAUUUGCUAUAUCUGUUUGACGAACAAUGUUCAUGUGAAUGGUUGGUGGAGUUUCUUUUUGUCAAACUGUGAAUCCAUUUCAUCAUGUAGGUGUAAAAUGUAAUGGAAAGUGUUGUAGGAAACUGUCACACACUGCUUUCAUGCUAUUUGAAUGCUGAGUCAUAUUGUUUUAUAUUUAUAUUUUUAUACUUAUUUUCUUAAUAAAAUGAUCUGAAAAGGGU
Poecilia latipinna (sailfin molly) is the source of this 4583-nucleotide messenger RNA. RefSeq names its product cadherin-10-like. Gene Ontology annotation, molecular function: calcium ion binding; beta-catenin binding; cadherin binding. NCBI's taxonomy places the organism in Eukaryota, Metazoa, Chordata, Actinopteri, Cyprinodontiformes, Poeciliidae. The coding region runs from base 338 to 2677 and encodes 779 amino acids. The transcript is spliced from 12 exons. Gene Ontology annotation, cellular component: catenin complex; plasma membrane; adherens junction. The record is from RefSeq and is a predicted model, not a curated record. Gene Ontology annotation, biological process: calcium-dependent cell-cell adhesion; adherens junction organization; cell-cell junction assembly.